Messenger RNA from Symphalangus syndactylus (siamang), 4644 nucleotides. It is a transcript of the gene FZD7, whose product is annotated as frizzled class receptor 7. Gene Ontology annotation, biological process: canonical Wnt signaling pathway; non-canonical Wnt signaling pathway. Gene Ontology annotation, cellular component: plasma membrane. Gene Ontology annotation, molecular function: Wnt-protein binding; Wnt receptor activity. The record is from RefSeq and is a predicted model, not a curated record. Lineage: Eukaryota; Metazoa; Chordata; Mammalia; Primates; Hylobatidae.
GCCCGGAACCCAGCGAGCCCGACGCUUCUUCUGGCGAAGAGCGCGACUCCGAGGCGUUAGUCGGCGCUCCCUCCCGGCGGGCGGUGGCGGCGGGCGCCAGGACUCGCUGCUGGGGCUGCGAGGGGCUGGAGGGGCCGGGGCCAGGCCGCGGGCACGAGCGCCUCGCGGUUUCGGACGCAGUGUGACUGGAUUUCCAAAAAGAACUCGCCGUGCUCCCGACUCCGGGGCCCAGAUCGGACUCAGCAAGAGCCGGCCGUUUGGCUGAAACUUGGGGCCGAGCUUUUGGGGCUGAAGAAGGAGCGGGGUGUGGAGGAGGAGGGGAAGGAGGCGGUGGCGAGCGGAGCCUCGAGGCCAGGAGGCGGGGCAGCACCGCGGAGGCGGCGGCUGGGGCGAGCGGGCGGCGGCGGCAGGGGUUCUCCUAGCGGGGGCCUGACCAGGCGCGGGGGGCGUGCGCGCUGCCGUGCGCCGGGGGUCCAGAGACUUGGGCAAACUUUGAAGGGUGCCGGAGCCGCUUGUUGCUCCUCGCGGCGGAGGGAGCCGCACCGUUAAGUGCCCGCGGGGAGAGCGAGGCGGCCCUCCUCGGCGCCCCCAACCCAGGCUGACGAGUUUUGGGCCCCCGGCGGCCCUGCGAGUGCAGGGCGGCGGCGGCUGCGGCGCCCCCGCGGCGCAGGCACCCAGGCGGCAGCGCCCUUUGCUCCACGCUGCCCACGGCCCGGCCCCGGCGCCGUGAGGACUCUCAUGCGCCGGGCGCGGCGGCGCCUCCCUGCAUCCAAGCCUCUCCCAACCGCCUCGUCGCACUCCUCGGGCUGAGAGCACCGCUGCACUCGCGGCCGGCAAUGCGGGACCCCGGCGCGGCCGCUCCGCGCUCGUCCCUGGGCCUCUGUGCCCUGGUGCUGGCGCUGCUGGGCGCGCUGUUCGCGGGCGCCGGGGCGCAGCCGUACCACGGAGAGAAGGGCAUCUCCGUGCCGGACCACGGCUUCUGCCAGCCCAUCUCCAUCCCGCUGUGCACGGACAUCGCCUACAACCAGACCAUCCUGCCCAACCUGCUGGGCCACACGAACCAAGAGGACGCGGGCCUCGAGGUGCACCAGUUCUACCCGUUGGUGAAGGUGCAGUGUUCUCCCGAACUCCGCUUCUUCCUAUGCUCCAUGUAUGCGCCCGUGUGCACCGUGCUCGAUCAGGCCAUCCCGCCGUGUCGUUCUCUGUGCGAGCGCGCCCGCCAGGGCUGCGAGGCGCUCAUGAACAAGUUCGGCUUCCAGUGGCCCGAGCGGCUGCGCUGCGAGAACUUCCCGGUGCACGGCGCGGGCGAGAUCUGCGUGGGCCAGAACACGUCGGACGGCUCCGGGGGCCCAGGUGGCGGCCCCACUGCCUACCCUACUGCGCCCUACCUACCAGACCUGCCCUUCACCGCGCUGCCCCCGGGGGCCUCAGAUGGCAGGGGGCGUCCCGCCUUCCCCUUCUCAUGCCCCCGUCAGCUCAAGGUGCCCCCGUACCUGGGCUACCGCUUCCUAGGUGAGCGCGAUUGCGGCGCCCCGUGCGAACCGGGCCGUGCCAACGGCCUGAUGUACUUUAAGGAGGAGGAGAGGCGCUUCGCCCGCCUCUGGGUGGGCGUGUGGUCGGUGCUGUGCUGCGCCUCGACGCUCUUUACCGUUCUCACCUACCUGGUGGACAUGCGGCGCUUCAGCUACCCAGAGCGGCCCAUCAUCUUCCUGUCGGGCUGCUACUUCAUGGUGGCCGUGGCGCACGUGGCCGGCUUCCUUCUGGAGGACCGCGCCGUGUGCGUGGAGCGCUUCUCGGACGAUGGCUACCGCACGGUGGCGCAGGGCACCAAGAAGGAGGGCUGCACCAUCCUCUUCAUGGUGCUCUACUUCUUCGGCAUGGCCAGCUCCAUCUGGUGGGUCAUUCUGUCUCUCACUUGGUUCCUGGCGGCCGGCAUGAAGUGGGGCCACGAGGCCAUCGAGGCUAACUCUCAGUACUUCCACCUGGCCGCGUGGGCCGUGCCCGCCGUCAAGACCAUCACUAUCCUGGCCAUGGGCCAGGUAGACGGGGACUUGCUCAGCGGGGUGUGCUACGUUGGCCUGUCCAGUGUGGACGCACUGCGGGGCUUCGUGCUGGCGCCUCUGUUCGUCUACCUCUUCAUCGGCACGUCCUUCCUGCUGGCCGGCUUCGUGUCCCUCUUCCGUAUCCGCACCAUCAUGAAACAUGACGGCACCAAGACCGAGAAGCUGGAGAAGCUCAUGGUGCGCAUCGGCGUCUUCAGCGUGCUCUACACAGUGCCCGCCACCAUCGUCUUGGCCUGCUACUUCUACGAGCAGGCCUUCCGCGAGCACUGGGAGCGCACCUGGCUCCUGCAGACGUGCAAGAGCUAUGCCGUGCCCUGCCCUCCCGGCCACUUCCCGCCCAUGAGCCCCGACUUCACCGUCUUCAUGAUCAAGUACCUGAUGACCAUGAUCGUGGGCAUCACCACUGGCUUCUGGAUCUGGUCGGGCAAGACCCUGCAGUCGUGGCGCCGCUUCUACCACAGACUUAGCCACAGCAGCAAGGGGGAGACUGCGGUAUGAGCCCCGGCCCCUCCCCACCUUUCCCACCCCUGCCCUCUUGCAAGAGGAGAGGCACGGUAGGGAAAAGAACUGCUGGGUGGCGGCCUGUUUCUGUAACCUUCUCCCCCUCUACUGAGAAGUGACCUGGAAGUGAGAAGUUCUUUGCAGAUUUGGGGCGAGGGGUGAUUUGGAAAAGGAGACCUGGGUGGAAAGCGGUUUGGAUGAAAAGAUUUCAGGCAAAGACUUGCAGGAAGAUGAUGAUAACGGCGAUGUGAAUCGUGAAAGGUACGGGCCAGUUUGGGCCUAAUAGAAGGUUGAGACCAGCAAAGACUGCUGUGAGUUUCUCCCGGCUCCGGGGCUGAACGGCGACUCUGAGUGAUUCCCCUGCUGCAGGGCGAGUGGCCUGUCCAGACCCCUGUGAGGCCCCGGGAAAGGUACAACCCUGUCUGCGGUGGCUGCUUUGUUGGAAAGAGGGAGGGCCUCCUGCGGUGUCCUUGUCAAGCAGUGGUCAAACCAUAAUCUGUUUUCACUGGGGCCAAACUGGAGCCCAGAUGGGUUAAUUUCCAGGGUCAGACAUUACGGUCUCCUCCCCUGCCCCCUCCCGCCUGUUUUUCCUCCGGUACUCCUUUCAAGUCUUGUAAAAUAAGCAUUUGGAAGUCUUGGGAGGCCUGCCUGCUAGAAUCCUAAUGUGAGGAUGCAAAAGAAAUGAUGAUAACAUUUUGAGAUGAGGCCAAGGAGACGUGGAGUAGGUAUUUUUGCUACUUUUUCAUAUUCUGGGGAAGGCAGGAGGCAGAAAGACGGGUGUUUUAUUUGGUCUAAUACCCUGAAAAGAAGUGAUGACUUGUUGCUUUUCAAAACAGGAAUGCAUUUUUCCCCUUGUCUUUGUUGUAAGAGACAAAAAGAGGAAACAAAAGUGUCUCCCUGUGGAAAGGCAUUACUGUGAAGACAGCAACUUUUAUAGGCAAAGCAGCGCAAAUCUGAGGUUUCCCGUUGGUUGUUAAUUUGGUUGAGAUAAACAUUCCUUUUUAAGGAAAAGUGCUAAGAGCAGUGUGCUAUCACACACCGUGAAGCCAGAGGUUCUGACUUCGCUGAAGGAAAUAUAAGAGGUUUUGUUGUCUGUUUUAAAUAAGUUUAAUUCCGAACACAUGAUCCAACAGACUCUGUUAAAAUAUUCAGGGAAAUCUCUCCCUUCAUUUAUUUUUUCUUGCUAUAAGCCUAUAUUUAGGUUUCUUUUCUAUUUUUUUCUCCCAUUUGAAUCCUUUGAGUUAAAAAACAUAAUGCCUUCAGCCUCAUAAUAAAGGAAAGUUAAUUUAAAAAAAAAAGCAAAGAGCCAUUUUGUCCUGUUUUCUUGGUUCCAUCAAUCUGUUUAUUAAACAUCAUCCAUAUGCUGACCCUGUCUCUGUGUGGUUGGGUUGGGAGGCGAUCAGCAGAUACCAUAGUGAACGAAGAGGAAAGUUCGAAACAUGGGCCCCAUCUUUAAAGAAAGUCAUUAAAAGAAGGUAAACUUCAAAGUGAUUCUGGAGUUCUUUGAAAUGUGCUGGAAGACUUAAAUUUAUUAAUCUUAAAUCAUGUACUUUUUUUCUGUAACAGAACUCGGAUUCUUUUGCAUGAUGGGGUAAAGCUGAGCAGAGAAUCAUGGGAGCUAACCUUUACCCCACCUUUGACACUACCCUCCAAUCUUGCAACACUAUCCUGUUUCUCAGAACAGUUUUUAAAUGCCAAACAUAGAGGGUACUGUAAAAUGUACAAGUUACUUUAUAUAUGUAAUGUUCACUUGAGUGGAACUGCUUUUUACAUUAAAGUUAAAAUCGAUCUUGUGUUUCUUCAACCUUCAAAACUAUCUCAUCUGUCAGAUUUCUAAAACUCCUGCACAGGUUUUGGCAUCUUUUGUGCUGUAUCUUUUAAGUGCAUGUGAAAUUUGUAAAAUAGAGAUAAGUACAGUAUGUAUAUUUUGUAAAUCUCCCAUUUUUGUAAGAAAAUAUAUAUUGUAUUUAUACAUUUUUACUUUGGAUUUUUGUUUUGUUUUGCCUUUAAAGGUCUACAAUGAAGCCCCACUUUAUCACAUGUACAGAUCACAAAUAAAUUUUUUUUAAUACAAAAUGAA